Molecule: messenger RNA, 468 nt
Organism: Parastagonospora nodorum SN15
Lineage: Eukaryota; Fungi; Ascomycota; Dothideomycetes; Pleosporales; Phaeosphaeriaceae
Exons: 2
Coding region: 1-468 (155 amino acids)
Molecular function (GO): carbon-sulfur lyase activity
Source: RefSeq, a predicted model, not a curated record
AUGACUGAGCUGGUACGAACCGGAGCCUGUCUCUGCAAGCGCAUAACCUUUCGUAUGACUGGAGAGGAAAUCAAUGUUGCGAUCUGCCACUGCGAUAAUUGCCAACGAAACUGCGGUGCACCGUAUACAGCUAAUGCAUGGUUCCGCGACAAGCAAUUCGAAUGGACAUCCGGCGAUAGCCUGCUAAAGCAGUACGAUGACCACGACACUGCCACUGGUGAAGUCGUGCAUCGCUGGUUCUGUACUAACUGCGGCUCGCCCAUGUUGACCAAGUCCCCGCGCAUGGUUGGUGUCACAAUCUUGCCAAUUGGUUUAUUCGACACUAGGCAAGAAUGGAAGCCGAGCUACGAACAGUGGCUAUGCAGUCGAGCAGGUUUUGUCGAAGACAUCAAAGCAGUGAAAGAUGAGAGCAGAUAUGAUCGUGCCCCAGACAAGAAAGAGUUUGAGCGGAUUUGGGCCGAGCUAUGA